AUGACGGCAUCCGAAAAACGGUCACUGCAUUUGGUCGGUAUCGGGGUGACGCACUCGAUUGCUUAUGCAAUGCACAAUCACAUAGCUCAGUCCAUGGAUCUGCCUUGGACAUUCUAUUCGACCGAGUGCGAAACCAUUGAACAUGUCAUGAAGCUGGCCAGAGAUCCGGCGACGGCAGGACUCGUGGUGACCAUGCCAUACAAGAACACCGUCAUGAAGCACCUCGACGAGCUUGAUGACCUGGCAACAGGCAUCGGAGCCUGCAACAAUGUCUACUACAAGAACACCAACUCUGGUAGACGGAUUUGCGGAACCAACACCGACUGGCGAGGCGUCAAGGGCUGCUUGCUUGAAAAGGGCGACGAGAAUCUGCGGCCAAACCCAGACUCCCGUGGCAUUGGUCUCGUUGUAGGCGCUGGUGGUGCUAGCCGUGCCGCCGUCUACGCCCUGGCUGCCCAACUGCACUGCGACACUGUCUACAUUCUUAACAGAGACGACCAGGAGGUGCUCGAUCUGAUUGCCGAUGCAAAGAAGAUCACUGAUGCGACCGUCGUGCAUGUCAAGACUUUGGAGCAAGCGGGAGAACUUGGCAGCCCGUACUAUAUUGUCGGCACUGUACCCGACUUUGAGCCGCAAACGGACGCAGAAAAGACAGUUGCUGCGCUGUUGCAGGAGUUCUUGUCGCGGCCCACAAAGGGCGUACUUUUGGACAUGUGCUUCAAACCCCGACGGACGAGGAUGAUCAAGCUCGCAGAGAAGCUGGAUUGGCCUUGUGUUGAGGGCACUCAUGUUAUUGGGUAUCAAAUUGAAGAGCAGUGGCGCUUGUGGGCAGGAGAGGCACUCUGUAAGCAGAUGGAUCGCCAGGGGGCGUGGAAUGUGUUGAUGGCGGCUGCGGACAGCAGCCCUGGAAUCAAUUUCUAA
Pestalotiopsis fici W106-1 is the source of this 921-nucleotide messenger RNA. RefSeq lists its product as uncharacterized. The record is from RefSeq and is a predicted model, not a curated record. Gene Ontology annotation, biological process: shikimate metabolic process; chorismate biosynthetic process. The transcript has a single exon. The coding region runs from base 1 to 921 and encodes 306 amino acids. Lineage: Eukaryota; Fungi; Ascomycota; Sordariomycetes; Amphisphaeriales; Sporocadaceae. Gene Ontology annotation, molecular function: shikimate 3-dehydrogenase (NADP+) activity.